UAGCUUCGAAAAAAACACAGAGAAACAACAAACAGACUAAGGCCGCUCCACAGCCAGAAACAGAAACAGAAACAGAAAUCAAAUGAAGCAGCAGCCGAAACGUGCAUAGCCAGACUUUUCCACUGCUAAAUUAUUUUACCGAGUACCCACACCAAAAUUCAAAACUGUUUCACGAAGAAUUCUAUGCUACUGACGUUAUUUUAAACACAUGAAACGUUAAUUAUAAAAACACAAAAGUAAAUUUGCCAUCAAACAAAUGCAACGGACCAACGCCAUUUAAGUGAUACAACAAAACAAAUAAAAGUUUAAACAACAUAAGUGCUGUGAUUCCACUACAAAACAACAACAACAACAACCAACAAGAAAUGUUAAUUUAAACUGCAACAACAAGAAGUAGAAGAAGAAAAAAGCAAUCAGCAAGAAAACAAACAGCAAAUUGUGAUAAAUAAAAAAUAAUCUUAAUUAAUUAAUUGUACAAGUGAUAUAAAAAGGGCGACCCAAAAAGCCGUCGGAAAAUAGCGAGCGAACGAGCGAACGACUUUCGAUUCGAUUCGACUUUCCCACUUCAAAGAAAAGCACACUUCCCAGGAAAACCAAUGAAAAUGGAUGUUAUCCCCGCGCAGGGCAUCUUCUACGGCACUGUUCGAGUAUCAAACAAAACUAAAGCUUGGACCGGCCACCUGACGCCGUACGACCCCAUCGAAGCGGCCGUCGCCGUAAUGCCCAAGAAGGCCAAGACCGCAGGGGGCAGCAGCGCCACCGCCACCACAGCCACAGCCACCAGUAUUAAGCACAAGCAGCCGGCGGGCAGCGGCAGCAACCAUGUUGGCCAGAGCCAGAGCAAGAAGACGAAGCCCAGCGGCAGCUACAACAGCAACUACUACUAUGCCGACGAGGAGGAGGGCAUCAGCGGCAGCGGCUACUACUCGAUGAACUUCGACACCAAGGCCGUGGAAGAGCUGUCCCUGCGACUGCUCGACGAGCUGAGGGCGGCCAAGUCGCGGCAUUUGACCUGCACCGAAGUGUCGCUACCCUGUGAUCUCACGCCGAGCGUGGCCCGGGAAAUCAUCCGCGUGUCGGAGAAGGAGCCCUGCGGCAUCCGCGGCUGCACCAUCUACAUUGAGUUCGAGGACGAGCCGAAGAACUCGCGUCGCAUCGCCUCGAUCAAGAUCGAUCCGGACACGGUGUCCACAUUCGAAGUGUAUCUGACCCUCAGGCAGGAUCACCGCGGCUGGACGUCCCUGUUGCCGCAGUUCAUGAAGAGCCUGGCCCGCACGAUCACCAUCAGUCCGGAGUACACGAUCACCAAGAACAAGCUGUAUUCCGCCGAUGGAUUGGGAGCAAGGCGCAGCUAUAGCUUCGGCAGCCACGCCCACAGCCCCAGUGCGGCCAUAGCCACGCCCACAAAUUAAGGUGAUCUUGGAGAUCUGUAGUCAGAUGUAUUUGGUAUAUGUCUGCAAAAAACACCACCCCUGUGAUGAUCGAGAGCAGUAGUUUGUUGCAGUUGAAGGGCAACAACGAAGCAAGUAUUCGAAGCCACCCCACCUACACCACACACACACACACACACACACACACAUACACACACAAACACACACACCUAAAACACACACACACAACACAUUAGGGUACGCCAACCACACUCUCAUACUAAUACUAUAUAAUGGGACCGUAAGGCCCGAUUUUUGUAAUUGUGACUCUCACCACCAUUUUACUUAGAUGCGUAGUGCUAUAACAAAUAACUAGAGUUUUAAGUUGUUUCUCCUUUUUCAAAAACGCAAAAGCAAGAAAAACAAAAGGCGAGCAGAGCGGAAGAAAAGUAAAGAAAAACCAACAUGAAAUUCAAAGACGGCAGCCCCACGAAUCCCAGAAUCAUAUUUCUGGGGCCUUCGCUUUGGGGCUCGCCGGUCGACAACUCAUGAAUAUGUGAUACUGUUUAAGAUGCUAAGAGUCUUUUGCCGGAUCCACCAAAUCCGGCAAGAGACGUUGAUAAAAUUACACAUUACACACAACAAAAAAACACACACACACACACCCCAUACAUACACAACAAAAA
Messenger RNA from Drosophila suzukii, 2056 nucleotides. RefSeq names its product scylla (gene scyl). Gene Ontology annotation, cellular component: cytoplasm. Lineage: Eukaryota; Metazoa; Arthropoda; Insecta; Diptera; Drosophilidae. The record is from RefSeq and is a predicted model, not a curated record. Gene Ontology annotation, biological process: apoptotic process; regulation of TOR signaling; negative regulation of signal transduction.